AUGGAGGCUUCAGGAUCCUCUUCUCAGUCUCAAGACAGCAGUCAACUCCACGGCGAAACAGAAGAUGGAGAGACUGAGUUUCACAAGCAAGAUGGGAAGGUCUGGGAGCGAUAUGACAGAGACAAGUCCUCCUCUUCCUCCUCCUCCUCUUCCUCCUCAUCAUCUUCCUCUUCCUCCUCAGCUAACCAAAGGGAUUUUUUUCUCCCAGGUGCUGAGCAUGGGGAACCAGAGGUGCUGAAGGACGAGCUUGAGGUCUAUGGAGGUCCUUCUGGGGAACUGGUACUCACUGGGGAGUCAGGACUCCGAAGAAGAGGCUCUGGCUCUGGAAGUGGAGAAGUGGAGACCUCUCAGUUAACAAGACUGAACAUAAAGAAAGAUGAUGAAUUCUUCCACUUCGUCCUCCUCUGCUUUUCCAUCGGAUCCCUGCUGGUGUGUUAUCAUUACUCCUCAGAUUGGUUCAUGUCCCUUGGGGUUGGCCUGCUCACCUUCGCCUCCCUGGAGACCAUCGGUAUCUACUUUGGGCUGGUGUUCCGGAUCCACAGUGUGCUGCAGGGCUUCAUCCCCCUCCUUCAGAAGUUCAGGCUGCCAGGGUUCAGGAGGACUGAUUGAGACUACUGCCUAAUGACUGAACCAGGCCCUAGAGUGACCACUGUAACCACUGCCAUACCCCUGAGCCUAGAAGACUGAGCAACA
Molecule: messenger RNA, 693 nt
Organism: Nannospalax galili (Upper Galilee mountains blind mole rat)
Lineage: Eukaryota; Metazoa; Chordata; Mammalia; Rodentia; Spalacidae
Gene: Tmem40
Product: transmembrane protein 40
Exons: 10
Coding region: 1-609 (202 amino acids)
Source: RefSeq, a predicted model, not a curated record